This is a messenger RNA of Alosa sapidissima (American shad), 1130 nucleotides long. It is a transcript of the gene tnfaip6, whose product is annotated as tumor necrosis factor, alpha-induced protein 6. Bases 210 to 995 code for a protein of 261 amino acids. Gene Ontology annotation, biological process: cell adhesion; negative regulation of inflammatory response. The record is from RefSeq and is a predicted model, not a curated record. The transcript is spliced from 6 exons. NCBI's taxonomy places the organism in Eukaryota, Metazoa, Chordata, Actinopteri, Clupeiformes, Clupeidae. Gene Ontology annotation, molecular function: hyaluronic acid binding.
UCUCUCCCACCCUCGUUAAACUACACCGUCCCUCCCACUGUGGAACAACGUCAGACCCCAUGCGCUCCGUUUGGGACAGUUCCCGGUAGUGGUGGGUUGGGAGACGUAUUUAAGGUUGGGUUGCAGAUGUGCCGAUUAGCUCAGCGCAGACGACAGCAGCUGCCGUUCACUACUGACACAUGUGCUCAUAGUUUGACUACAACAGGAGGAUGCGCUCAUUGAUUCUGGCGGUAGCAGUCUGCUUAGUCCUGAAGGAAAUUGAAGGCUGGGGAUACCAGAAUGGAAUACUUCAUAACUCCAUAUGGCUGGAACAAGCUGCAGGAGUGUACCACCGGGAAUCUCGAAAGGGGAGAUAUCAGCUGACAUACAAGGAGGCCAAGGCUGUGUGCAAGUACGAGGGGGGGACUCUGGCCACUUACGAACAGCUGGAGGCAGCUCGUCAAAUAGGGUUUCAUGUGUGUUCUGCGGGCUGGUUUGACAAAGGACGAGUGGGCUACCCCAUAGUCAAAGCUGGCGCCAACUGUGGUUUCGGAAAGGUCGGCAUCAUCGACUACGGCUACAGGCUGAACAAGAGCGAAAGGUGGGACGUCUACUGCUACAACCCUGAUGCAAAGGAAUGUGGAGGAGUCCACACAGACCCCCAGAAGGUGCUGAACACGCCCGGGUACCCUGAGGAGUACCCAGACGAGCAGAUCUGCUACUGGCAUAUCCGUGUUCGUUUUGGUCAGAGGGUCCGUCUGCACUUCCUGGAUUUUGACAUUGAGGAUGACAUGGCCUGUCUCAGCGACUACCUCGAGAUCUAUGAUAGCUAUGAUGAUGUCUCCGGAUUUGCUGGAAGGUUCUGUGGAGAUGAGUUACCCGAGGACUUCAUUAGUACAGGAAAUGUCAUGACACUGAAGUUCCUGUCGGACUCCUCCGUAACAGCAGGGGGCUUCCAGCUUGAGUACAUCGCUCUGGACACUGACCACUUCAAUGCAACCAACUCUUUCACUUGACCACAGUUGUCAUACCUCUUUUUUAAAGACAUGCUUUGUUUUAUUUUAAUUUAUCAUGUUAUUGUUUAUUACCGUUGUGUAACCCAGCCUCCGAAUGAAGGUGCUGUUUAAUAAAUUUGAAUUUUUUUACAGAAA